UGUUGCUUCAUCAAUUCAUUGGCUCUAACUCUCUUCCUUGAUUCUCAUAUUUCAUCAUCUAAAAGUAUGGAGAUCACCAAAAUCAUAAUUGCUGUGUUAUUGUUUGUGUCAUGUUUGAGUGUGCAGGCCAAUGCAUACUAUUACAGGCAAUGUAGCACCAAAGGAACUCGAUGCUAUGGAAAAUAUAUUAGAUGUCCGAAUGAGUGUCCCAGCAGUGAAUCAACAGAUCCUAAGGCUAAGGUUUGUCAUAUUGAUUGCGACAAACCCAUAUGCAGAGCAGUAUGCAGAAGUCGCAAACCAAACUGCAAUGCACCAGGAUCAGGUUGCUACGAUCCCCGUUUCAUUGGUGGGGAUGGAAGAGUGUUCUACUUCCAUGGAAAGAGCAACGAACACUUCUCCUUAGUAUCAGACUCCUCCCUUCAAAUCAAUGCUCGCUUCAUUGGACACAGGCCAGCAGGUAGAGCCAGAGACUACACAUGGAUUCAAGCCCUUGGAAUCCUCUUCAACUCCAAAAGCUUAUCACUUGAAGCACCCAAAAGAUCCCAAUGGAAUGAAGAUGUUGACCAUCUCAAAUUCACAUACAACGGAGACCAUCUGGUUCUUCCUGAGGGCCCUCUCUCCUCUUGGAAGUCUCCAGAAAAAGAUGUGAAAGUGGAGAGAGUAGCAGCCAGGAACAGUGUGAUAGUGACCCUUGAAGAUGUUGCUGAGAUAUUGGUGAAUGUGGUGCCAGUGACCAAAGAAGAUGAUGCAGUUCACAACUACCAAGUGCCUGAGGAUGAUUGCUUUGCUCACUUUGAAAUUCAAUUCAGGUUCUUUGGGUUGUCUCCUAAGGUGGAUGGUGUGCUUGGGAGGACUUACAGGGAAGAUUUUGAGAACCCUGCAAAGGUUGGUGUGGCAAUGCCUGUUGUUGGAGGAGAGGACAAAUACAGGACUACCUCCUUGCUUUCUCCAAACUGUGCUUCUUGUGUCUUCUCUCCAUUUACUUCCCAUCACACUCAACCCACUCAAGUCACUCCAGAGUCCAUGGCCACCCUUGAUUGCUCCAAGUUUUCCUAUGGCUUGGGAAUCGUUUGCAAGAAAUGAAUAAUCUCAUUCAUUAUAAUGCAGUGAAAAAAAUUAAUAAGCCUAGUUGAGGUGAAAGUCUGAAACCUUCUAAAUUUAAUGUCUGAAAAGUUGUUACUUCUUUGAUGUAUUUCAAUGUUCUAUAAGAACUAUAUUAAUGUGUAUUGAGUA
Molecule: messenger RNA, 1233 nt
Organism: Vigna radiata var. radiata (mung bean)
Lineage: Eukaryota; Viridiplantae; Streptophyta; Magnoliopsida; Fabales; Fabaceae
Exons: 2
Coding region: 67-1083 (338 amino acids)
Source: RefSeq, a predicted model, not a curated record